This is a messenger RNA of Panthera uncia (snow leopard), 2138 nucleotides long. It is a transcript of the gene HDAC8, whose product is annotated as histone deacetylase 8. Gene Ontology annotation, molecular function: histone deacetylase activity. Bases 356 to 1603 code for a protein of 415 amino acids. The record is from RefSeq and is a predicted model, not a curated record. The transcript has 11 exons. NCBI's taxonomy places the organism in Eukaryota, Metazoa, Chordata, Mammalia, Carnivora, Felidae.
UGUUUUGUUUUUUUAGCGCUAAAACUCACAUUCGCGGCUAUUUUAGCAAUUAGCCCCGGCUCUUCCGCUACUCGAACCCCUCAAAACUACAUCUCCCAGCAUGCUCUAAAGCUGGUCUGACCUCAUUUCAAAUGGCCCCGUAGGGCAACAAGGAUGGUUAGUUUUGACCGUGCUUAUUUGUCCCAUAAAUUAUCGAUCCUAAUUGGCAGUUAUUUGGGCUUUUAUAUUUGCCGACCUCUCGUUUUUGUACCGUGGUCACUAAAUGAAGGGCUUCUGGCCUGGGAGGGCCCAUGUAUUCUUUCAAUUGGUUGGGGAGCUGGGACAGUGUCUCUGGCAAUAACGAGAAUAGGAGGGAAUGUUGACCAGGGAGCACCGCUGCGGCCGUUCAGAGGAGCAGGAACAGGAGCCCGGGCUGAGUCUGAAAAAAGCCGGAUCCAGAAGGUGGCUCCGGAACGGCUGGAAUUGGAAGAUGGAGGAGCCGGAGGAACCGGCGGACAGUGGGCAGUCGCUGCCUCCAGUGUACAUCUACAGUCCCGAGUAUGUCAGCAUGUGCGACUCCCUGGCCAAAGUCCCCAAACGGGCCAGUAUGGUACAUUCUUUGAUUGAAGCAUAUGCACUGCAUAAGCAAAUGAGGAUAGUUAAGCCCAAAGUAGCCUCCAUGGAGGAGAUGGCCACCUUCCACACUGAUGCCUAUCUGCAGCAUCUCCAGAAGGUCAGCCAAGAAGGAGAUGACGAUCAUCCAGACUCCGUAGAAUACGGGCUAGGUUAUGACUGUCCAGCCACUGAAGGGAUAUUUGACUACGCAGCAGCUGUAGGAGGGGCUACAAUCACAGCUGCCCAAUGCCUGAUUGAUGGAAUGUGCAAAGUAGCAAUUAACUGGUCCGGAGGGUGGCAUCAUGCAAAGAAAGAUGAAGCAUCUGGUUUUUGUUAUCUCAAUGAUGCUGUCCUGGGAAUAUUACGAUUGCGACGGAAAUUUGACCGUAUUCUCUAUGUGGAUUUGGAUCUGCACCAUGGAGAUGGUGUGGAAGAUGCCUUCAGUUUCACCUCUAAAGUCAUGACAGUGUCCCUACACAAAUUCUCCCCAGGAUUUUUCCCAGGAACAGGUGACAUGUCUGAUGUUGGCUUAGGAAAGGGACGGUACUACAGUGUAAAUGUGCCCAUUCAGGAUGGCAUACAGGAUGAGAAGUAUUACCACAUCUGUGAAAGUGUACUAAAGGAGGUAUACAUAGCCUUUAAUCCUAAAGCAGUGGUCUUACAGCUGGGAGCUGAUACAAUUGCUGGGGAUCCCAUGUGCUCCUUUAACAUGACUCCAGUGGGAAUUGGCAAAUGUCUUAAGUACAUCCUUCAGUGGCAAUUGGCAACACUCAUUUUGGGAGGAGGAGGCUAUAACCUUGCCAACACGGCUCGAUGCUGGACAUACUUGACCGGGGUCAUCCUAGGGAAAACACUAUCCUCUGAGAUCCCAGAUCAUGAGUUUUUCACAGCAUAUGGUCCUGAUUAUGUGUUGGAAAUCACGCCAAGCUGCCGGCCAGACCGCAAUGAGCCCCACCGAGUCCAGCAAAUCCUCAACUACAUCAAAGGGAAUCUGAAGCAUGUGGUCUAGUUGACAAAAAGAGAUCAGGUUUCCAGAGCUGAGGAACAGUGCCUGUAAUGAAGACAGCGUGUUUAUGCGAGCACUGUGUGGAAUUUGUGACUGCAGGGGAAAUUUGGAAGAAAUUACUUCCUGAAAAUUUCCAAGGGGCACCAAGUGGCAGCUGGCCUCCUGGGGUGAGGCAGGCAAGCACCCCAGAGGCCUCAACUAGGCCUAGGGGAAGAGAGAGAUUUCCAGCAUUUAAAGUGUUUAUUUUUUAAAAACACACAAAUGCCAUUUUUAAUCUUUGAAAAUUAUUUUUAAGCGAGUGGGGAGGGAGUAUUUUUAUUUUCUUAAAGGAGACAUCAGAGGCUGGAGGAAAGUGUGGAGCUUGGGUCACAGGUUUGCAGGGUGGGGAGAACCAAGAGGCAGGGUUUGGGCUUCAGUACCAUCCAGAUGGAGUCUUUAGGGGACGGGGACGGGUCGGCAGAAUAGGAGGUGGGGAGAAAUCUACCUGUGUUGUUUUUAGGAUUAUGGAUCUAUUUUGUUUUUUAAUAAAAUCUUUGAA